This is a messenger RNA of Raphanus sativus (radish), 1286 nucleotides long. RefSeq lists its product as uncharacterized. Bases 433 to 1149 code for a protein of 238 amino acids. The record is from RefSeq and is a predicted model, not a curated record. NCBI's taxonomy places the organism in Eukaryota, Viridiplantae, Streptophyta, Magnoliopsida, Brassicales, Brassicaceae. The transcript has 2 exons.
AUUAAUAAUUAAGAAUAGUUCAUGGAGUGAAUUUAGAAUAGUUAGGGAUAGGAGAGAAAAAAAACUAAUGUAGACCAAACGUGACCGUUGCUUUGUGGUAAGAAGAAACACUUUACAGUCUUGGCUUCUCGUGAAUAGAGUGUUAUCUAUCAUAAUGCAAUGUAGGGUAUAUGCAUUGGCCAUGAUCUUAAAAACAAAAGCUAAUAUAAAGAUAGCCGUUACUUCCCGCCAACGCAACAAAAGCUCAAACUCAUGACUCCCUUUAUAUCUCAGUUUCCUGAAGAGGAAGCAACGAAUAUAUAUAUUCUUAAAGAAACUUAUGUAAUGGCUUAACUUUUUUAAAAAGAAAACUGUGGAUGAGAGAGAGACUUCAACCAAAACUAAAAAACAGAUGCUACUAAAAGAAGAAGCAGCAUAUAUACAAAAAAAAAAAUGGAGCUUGAACUAGGUCUGAAGAUCACUCGAACAAGAGAAGAUGUAUCUUCCUCUACAGAUUUCAAGGUUUCCGGAGAUCCUCUUUGUCAGGUCUCGCCUUCUCGAGAAACCGAUUCUGUGUUCAUCCUAACUCUCCAUCUCAAAGGAUUUAAGAAGAAGGGUAUUGAUAUGGAGAUAAACGAAGAAGGAGAUCGGAUUACUAUAAGUGGAAGGAAGAAAGUAGAAGAAAUGGUUUUGGUGAAGUGGGUGGAAUGGAAGAAGGAAACUGAGAUUCAAGAAUUCAAGAAAGUGUUUCGGAUUCCAAGAAUCGUCAAUCUUGACAAGAUCAAAGCUAGGUUUAGUGAAGAAGAUGAGACUUUAACAGUGACAUUUCCCAAGAAAGUUAAGGGGAUAACUGGUUUGAAGAUUGAGGAGGAAGAGGAGGAAACAGAGCCAGAAGAAGAGAAAACAGAGGAAAUAACAGAGCCAGAAGAAGAGAAAACAGAGGAAAUAGCAGAACCAGAAGAAGAAAUCGAAGAGGAAACAAUACCAGAGGAAGAAGAAGAAGAAGAAGAGAUUGAAGAAGAGAUAGUGGAGGAAGAAACUGAAGAAAAAGAAAGUAAACCUAAAAAGAAGAAAAGAAAAAAAUUUCGUUUUCCAUGUUUUGCAGGAUCUACUCUGCUUAUGUCAAUUAUUGUUUUCAUUAUUCAAUUCAUUCAAUCCAGAAGAAAAUGAGAUUAAUGAUUUAUCAUUAGGGUUUAUUAGGGUAGAAAAAACUUGAUCAAUACUAUGUAAUGUGAGUUUUGUGUUGUUUUUUCUGGUCCUUAAAUAGGUGACCAAAAAAAAUAGAUAAAAAAUUAUAGAAAACUGAA